UGGGAUAAAAGAGUUUAGCAUACAUAAAUCAACUGAACAGACACAAGCGUGUACAGAAACACUUAAGAAGUUGUUACUGUGCGCACUGCGCAGUUGAAAUAAAGCUUCCCUAGUUUGAAUCUGCUGACUUCCGGGUUUGAUCGAGCACUUGUCAGUGUGUUUACUGUCAUAAGUCUGAUUAAAUUUCACUUUCUGUCGCGUGCUGCUGUAUUUUCAGAGCGGAUUUUAGUUCAGAUGUGUGUUCGGGGUCAGCUGAGUCUGAACUGAGGAAUAUGAGCUGAAAUGCCGUCCCUGUCUACUGGAGUGAAGGAACUUUAUCUGUCUACAUCACUGGGGGAACUGAACAAGAAGGCAGAAAUCAAACCAGAUAAAACCAACACCAGACACUAUGUUCAGAGUGCAUGUAAGAUCUUCAAGGCGGCUGAGGAGUGUCGUCUUGAUCGAGAUGAGGAGAAAGCUUAUGUCCUGUAUAUGAAGUAUCUGACCGUGUAUGACCUUAUCAAGAAAAGGCCGGACUUCAAACAGCAGCAGGAUUUCUAUCUGUCUAUGCUCGGACCAACCAGCUUUAAGAAGGCCAUCGAAGAAGCAGAGAAACUUGCAGCUAGUUUAAAACUGCGGUAUGAAGAAAUGGAAGUGCGGAAAAAGCUGGAAGAAAAAGAGAGAAAAGAGGAAAAGAGUCAACGAGAAGACAGGACAAAGAAAGAUGGACGUGAUUCGGUCAGAGGAACAUCAGAUAAGGACACUCAGAAGGUUCAACAAGACCUUAAUAACAAGAAGACUGGAUCUGCAAAAGCAGCAGGCAGCAUCAGCGCUGAAGGUUUAUUUCGUCUGAUGAAGGACACCAGUAUAAGUGUGCUGGUGAUGGACGCUCGGAGCAGUCAUGACUUUGAGGAGUCGCAGAUGUGCGUCCCGUCACAGAUGUGUAUCAGUGUACCUGAAGAAGCCAUCACCCCGGGGGUGACGGUGAACCAGAUUGAGUUGAAGUUGCCUGCAGCAUCUCUAGCUGAGUGGAAGCGUCGAGCGUUUGUGGAUUACGUCGUUCUUUUGGACUGGUUUAGCGGCAUCUCUGACCUCAAACUGGGCACCACUUUACAGAGCUUAAAGGAUGCUCUCUACAAGUGGGACAGCAGUACCAUCCUGCGCAGCGAGCCACUGGUGCUGGAGGGCGGAUACGACAACUGGCUGCUCUUUUACCCCAUGUACACCAGCAACGCUAAAGUCAAACCUCCCAGACAGCAGGAGACCAGCGCACUACCACAAUUAAACUUAGUUUAUCCUUCGCUGGAGGAUCCCAAACCAGUGAGUUUGUAUCCAGAGCCCACAGCCCAGGCACAGCUCAAUGGCAGAACUUUGGACCAGGAACCUCCCGUAGAACCCACAGAAAACCUAAACGGACAAACGCCGCUCCACCAGACUGUUCCUCCUACCAGCACAGAUGUCACAUCACCACCCACUGCCUCACCCAGACACACUCCACAAGUCGAUCGCUCAAAAAAACCAGCAGUAAACCUGACGUCAAGAGUCAGCAACGAUACAACAGCGGCACACAACGGCCCAGUGAUGCCCAGCUCCUCAACCAAACCGAACCUGGACUCAUCCACAGUUCUGAGUGAGGAGGAACGCAAGGAGAUCCACGCAGAGACGGUCAUCCUGAUGGAGAAAGCUCGUAAAGAGCAGGAACAACGAAAGCGAGCUCAAGAGGAGAAAAGAGAGAGAGAACAGCGAGCUAGAGAAGAGAAAGAGCAGAGAGAGUCCGCCGAGAGACGUCAGAGAGAAGAGAGCGAAGAGAAACAGCAGGAGAGAAAGAAACUGGAAAGACAAAAGGCAGAAGAGGAGAACCAAGAAGAAAUUGAACGAGACCAGAAGGCCAAAAAGAAGGACGUCCCGCUGGACGCUCAGAUGAAGAGCAUGUCACUGGAUUUACCCGCACCGGUCAACACUGUAAGUGACAUGAAGAGGGAGCCUCUGACGCGAGCACGGAGCGAGGAGAUGGGCCGGACCGUACCCGGCUUGCCAGAUGGCUGGAUGAAGUUUCUUGACACGGUUACAGGCACCUACAGAUACUACCACUCUCCCACCAAUCGCGUGCAUCUCUAUCCUCCGGAGGUGAACACGCCUCAGGUACCGUCCAUCACGCCAACUGUGCCCAAAGCUGAGCCGACGCAACCCGCAGACACCGACAAAGACAAGGAAAGAGAUCAGUCCAAACUAAAGCGGUCGUACUCGUCUCCUGAUAUCAGCCAGGAACUGAACGCAGAGAGCAGCAGAAACUUACCUGCGGACAUACCCAAAAUAAACAGAGAAAACAAGCCUCAGACUGCUGCCGCAUAUAAGUUUGAAAUCACGCGUCCGUCUGCGGCAAAGAUUCGGAAUCUGAACCCGGUGUUUGGGGGUCAGGGGGCGUUAUUAACAGGCCUUCGUAACCUUGGAAACACCUGCUACAUGAACUCCAUCCUCCAGUGUCUGUGUAACACCGUAGCCAUGGCAGAUUAUUUCAACAAGAACUACUAUCAGGAAGACAUUAACCGGGCCAAUAUUCUGGGUCAUAAAGGGGAAGUGGCCGAUGAGUUCAGUGUGGUCAUGAAGGCUCUGUGGUCAGGACAAUAUAAAUGCAUCAGUCCUCAAGAUUUUAAAGGCACCGUCUGUAAAAUCAACAACAGAUUUUCCAGCUACGAGCAUCAAGAUUCCCAGGAGCUCCUUCUGUUCCUCAUGGACGGACUGCACGAGGAUCUAAACAAGGCGAAUAAACGCAGGGGUUAUAAGGAAGAGGAUAUCGAUCACCUGGACGACGUGAGCGCUGCAGAUCUGGCCUGGUCCAAACACAAGCUGCUGAACGAGUCCAUCAUCGUAGCUCUGUUUCAGGGUCAAUUUAAAUCUACAGUUCAGUGCAUGAGCUGCCAACACAAAUCUCGCACCUUCGAGACCUUCAUGUACCUCACGCUGGAGAUGACGGCCAGCAGCAAGUGCUCGCUACAGGAUUGUUUGAAACUCUUCUCGAAAGAGGAACGAUUGACCGACAGCAACCGCUUCUACUGCAGACGCUGUAAAACGCACCGCGACGCCAUCAAGAAAAUGCAGAUCUGGAAAGUUCCUCCGAUUUUACUCAUCCACUUGAAACGGUUCAAGUACGACGGCCGGUGGCGGGAAAAGCUACAGACGUUGGUGGAUUUCCCGCUGGAUAACCUGGACCUGUCGCAGUACGUGAUCGGACCCAAACCCAACCUGAAGAAAUACAGCCUGUACGCCGUGUCUAAUCAUUACGGCGGAUUGGACGGAGGUCAUUACACCGCAUACUGUAAGAACCCCAUCAAGCAGCGCUGGUUCAAGUUUGAUGAUCACGAGGUGUCUGAUAUCUCGCCCUCCUCUGUUCGCUCUGCGGCCGCCUACAUCUUCUUUUACUCAUCCCUGUGAUGAAACCAAUGGGUUAACCUGAGGUGACCGAUGCACAUUUGACAUAACACUGAGGUCAGAGGUCGAAGCCUUCACGUGAAGACUGAUGGAAACUUUGGCUGAAUGAACGUCUCUCUGUCUGUCUCUCUCUCUCUCUGUCAGCAGCAUUGUGUUGGACUUUAGCAGGGCUUUGACACACAGACUCAGGUCUCACAUUCAGAGCAUCUAUCUGCUAACGUCAUAAGAAGACAGAUGUUACUGAGAGAUUGUGUGUCCAUACACACACAUACAUAUAUAAAUACAUAUCUACACAUAUACACACUGUAUAAUCCAAUAGCUUAGGUGUGCACUUAGGAAGAUGAUUUAUUUAUUUAUAGUGACCAAAUGUUGCAGUAUGUGUAUCGGGUCUAAUUCCAGACCUAAAGGAGUUAAAUCAUCUUGGUGAUAAACAACUCAAUUUGUCUCCAUCAUCUUCAUACAAACCACGCUAGAGUCUCUGUCCCUGAACAAACACUCACAUUCACACGUACACGUUUAGAUGCAUUGAUGUGUGAUUUACAGACAUGCACCGGUGAUGACAUCAUACAGCGCAAUAACUAACAUGGGACUGUUACAAACCCUGAACGACUGCUGAUUUACAACAGUUGAUGAUAAAUUUCCCUGGAGUAUCAUUAGCACACAUCCCUCUGAAGGGACUUUUAUUAUAUAAUCCAAACUGAACUGUGAUUAUUUCUCUCUCUCUACUAAUAUUACUCAAAGUUAAAGCUGCUUUAUAUUAAGCUUGUAUUUUAAAUGACCAAACGUUAGCACAGUAUCACACUAUCCACUAACAUGAUCUUUUAUUUGUAGCAUGAUGUUUGGCAUGAGUCUGAUUGAUUUUCUCAUCUCAUUUCUUAUAUUAUGAUGUUCAUUCUUCAAAUCCAUUUAUUGGUCUAUAAACCCCUUAAAUCAUUACAAAUGUACUGCUUCAAUAAAAUACACAAACAGAUUCGUGCCUUGAGUCU
Paramisgurnus dabryanus is the source of this 4394-nucleotide messenger RNA. The record is from RefSeq and is a predicted model, not a curated record. NCBI's taxonomy places the organism in Eukaryota, Metazoa, Chordata, Actinopteri, Cypriniformes, Cobitidae.